This is a messenger RNA of Penicillium cosmopolitanum, 2565 nucleotides long. RefSeq lists its product as uncharacterized. Gene Ontology annotation, cellular component: microtubule organizing center attachment site; mitotic spindle pole body; chromosome, centromeric core domain. The record is from RefSeq and is a predicted model, not a curated record. Gene Ontology annotation, biological process: nuclear inner membrane organization. The coding region runs from base 1 to 2565 and encodes 854 amino acids. The transcript has 4 exons. NCBI's taxonomy places the organism in Eukaryota, Fungi, Ascomycota, Eurotiomycetes, Eurotiales, Aspergillaceae.
AUGGCGCUCUUUUCAAAACGUCUGACCUGCUUCUAUUGCGGCCGGCGCUCUAACCAGCCCGUCCAGUCGCUCAAUAGCACUGUCCGAAAGUUCCACUGCGAGAAUUGUGAGGCGGAUAACUACCUCGACCAGAACGGAGACAUCACAGACCCCCCAACCGCAGCAACAAACCCCCAGGCAUACGGUUCCGACGCGCAAAGCCCUCGCUUCGAAUCGAUUGGCUUUGAAGAGUCCGACCUGUUUUGUUCCCGAUGCAUUCGCAACCAACAUUUGUUUACCCACUCCUUGGCAGCAUACCAAGCACCCUCUGAUGACCCAUCUUUCGACCAUGAAAAUCACUAUGCCCAGUACCGCAGGAGUAUGGAAGACCGAUAUCCGACUGUAUGCGACAAUUGCGAGCCGCGCGUGCGACAGCGAAUCAAGCAGGCCGGCUAUGAGGCGAAGGCAGAUCACCUCAGGCGCAUGAUGGACCAAACCCGAGCCAGCAAAACUGCACGACAGGCGAGGAACCGUAGCUGGCAGAGUUUGCUGGUCUACGCCGGCGCUAUAGGCUACUGGGGGAGUGUCUGCGGCCAACUUGCAUGGGAUGUGUUAGGCGCUCUGACGGCCCCUUCGUCACCCACCGCAGAGACCGAUGUGUCAAUGGACCCAUCCGUCCAUUUAAUGACUUGCGUGGGUCAGACUUUGGAUGGUGGACGGAUCCCAGUCGAAUGCGCCUACGAUCUGGCGCCAGCUGCCGGUCUUGCGCUUGUUGCAGGCAGUCUUUCGCUAUGGUGGAACCCACGCUUGCGCAUGAAGAUCGAAGGGCGUUCUGGUCGUUUUAAGGGCCUCGCCGAGUACUAUCAAGUCCAACUUAUUGUCAUGGUCGUCCGAUGCGUGUUUUGGUCUUUACUGAAGGACCCGUUUGCCAGUGGCAUCGAAGCAACCUUGCCUGCUGCUUUACAUAUGUUCAUGAUUCUCUUCACCUUAUUGUCUGUUGUCAUUUCUCGGCGCGUUAUCCAUUAUGACACUCGGCCUCUGGUAAAUUGGUCGGACAACUCUUGGGAGAGUGCGCCUCUACGGAGCACCGAAACAUCUCCUGUACCUGAAUCUCGUCCUAGACCAAUUCAUUCGACACCGAAUGCGACCACCAGCCAAAUUCGCCAGCGAUUUCCGUUUGACAAACUCGGUUCCGCCCGGCCAAUCGUCGAGAGUCCGCAAGUCAUGUCCCCCACACCACCUCCCGAAUCCGAAGACAUGGACUGGACUCCAUCUGCCCCUCAAAACAUCCAGCCGACAGUGAGUGUCUACCAGCGAAAUCGACCGUCGGCUUUCGAUGGACCCUCUCCGUUCCAUGGCAAUCUCCCAGCCGCUCCUCAACCCCCAGCGUGGACUCUCCGCAACAAGACACCCGUUAAACCGAUCGAACAAGUCAUCGAGCCUAACCCUUUUCACCGAAAUCUGUCGCCUACCCAAAACCAAUGGCAAAAGAAACCAACAAGCCCAGAACCUGUUUUCCAACCCCCAAAGUUCUUCCCCGCAAGCGACCACGAUGCUGCCACUGGCCUCGAGACCCUUUUCAAUCGCGCCUUUGAUCUUGGAGCCGAAGAGGCCCCGAGAGGUCAAUGGAAUCAACCAAAGCCUCGUCCCAUCUCAUAUGCUGUCAACACACCCCGUCAACUGGUCCUGCAGUAUCUUCGGCUGUUUUUGUUGCUGGGCUCCAUGACCGUAUGGACCUAUUCCCAAAACCACCAAACCUCCAUACCUGGAAACUACAUUGAGACAUGCGCUCUGGGCAGUGCGAGUCUGAUCUCAGGCUUCGCUCUUCUGGAAGCAGUCAAGAGACCGUUGGCCCAAUGGAAUGGGAUGGAGAUCUUGGUCUACAUCACGGAACUUGGCGCUGCGGUUCACCUGGGUGCGCAUUUACCCCAGGAGGCCUUUGAGCGAGAGUAUUUCGACCGAUACGGGAAAAUACUUCUUGGUUUCAUGGCAGUACAGGAAAUACUGAACUUGCUUGCAUUCUAUCGAUCGGCAUCGGCCACUCCGCGACACGAAGACCGGCAAAAUGCUCCUACUUCUCCGCGUCAAGAACUUUCACCCCAAGGGGCCAUCGGUUGGUCUCCUGCCGGAUCCCCAGUCAACAGUCCUACCAUGUCCCAGUCAUUCUCCCCGCAACUGCAGCAACAGUCCUUUGCUUCACGAGCACAACAGUUUUCUCCGCAACCACAACAAUUUUCUCCGCAACAAUCGGCCCCCCCCUCUGUCUUUCUCAUCCGCAGCUGGCGCUUUACCAUGGAUUCGCUCAAGGCGAAUGAGCCGGUUUCCGACUACGAGCAAGACUCCGAUUCCGAAACCGUUGCUACGGAAUUUACCGCCCGCACAGAUGCCACGAACCGCAAUAUCCGGUACGGGCGCAAUCCGAUCCAUGAACACAACCCCCCAUUCUCGCCAAGGCGCAGUGAGCUUGGGCCUGGACUUGGGGGUUUGAGUUUGGAAGAUCGCCCAACCCCUCGUCGCAUAACACGCAGUCAGACCCAGCAACCGAUGACACCAGGACGACGUUUCCCUAGCCGUGUUGUCUUCUGA